Molecule: messenger RNA, 1180 nt
Organism: Sipha flava (yellow sugarcane aphid)
Lineage: Eukaryota; Metazoa; Arthropoda; Insecta; Hemiptera; Aphididae
Product: helicostatins-like
Exons: 3
Coding region: 126-893 (255 amino acids)
Source: RefSeq, a predicted model, not a curated record
CCUCGAGUCUGUCUGACGUGAACUAACUGGCCACUUUGAAAAGUUGUUGUUAACCGACGACUCUAUCCUAAGCAAAUACCACCGCGGCACUGUUUUUACACGCUUGUACACAUUCACAGGGCGAAAUGCAUAAUAGUUGUUGCGUGUGGAUUGUCGUGAUCGCUGCAGCGGUAUGCACGGACGCAGUGGUGGGCGCCGAUGACAAGAUGAACGGCAUUAAGAGCCAACAGGAACAACAGCAACAGCAGUCGGACAUGAUGCGGGCGAUGGCCAACGGCGGUAGUGGACGCCAAUCGGGCUUGCAGUCAGUGGCGGCGGCCGACGGUGGCUACUUCGCCGACCCGCUAGGCUAUCUGGCCAAGCGCGCGCACAACAAGCAGUACGGUUUCGGGCUGGGCAAGCGGCUGUACCGGCAGUACGAGUUCGGGCUGGGCAAACGGUCGGCGUCCAAGCAGUACGGCUUCGGACUGGGCAAACGGGCCGCCCUCAAGCAGUACGAGUUCGGGUUGGGCAAGCGGGCAUCGCCGACGUUCUACAGCUUUGGUCUGGGCCGGCGCGCGUUGCCGCAGUACAGCUUCGGACUCGGGAAAAGAGUGUCUCACCCGUCGUACUUGAGCGUGGACGACCGGGAAUCGGACUACACUUACAACGACUUGUCGGAGGAGAAGAAAAGGACGGCGGACGACAUGGGCCAAGGUCAGCGAUUCGCUUUCGGACUGGGCAAGCGGGGUGCGGAGUGGGACGACGACGGUAACACGGCACUCAUGUGGCACCCGGCAGUGAGGCGGGCUCGUCUUCAGUACGGCUUCGGUUUAGGCAAACGAUCCGAUGACUACGACGCGACGAGUAGCGAAUACCCGGAUCCGCAAUUGGAUGAUGGUGACAUCAAUUAAAAAAAAAAAAGAAAUACAAUAAGAAGAAAACCGAAAAAUAAAAUUUAAAAAUAAAAACAUAAUUCAAAAUUCGAGAAUUUCCCUUCUAAACAAUACAUAUACACACACGCAUCUGCACAAACACAACACAUACAAACGCACACAUAUGCAGUCACACACACACACACGCGCGCGCGCGCGCACUCAUAGACUAUAUGUAAGAGAAUAAAAGGUAACCAAAAAAUAUUACAUACAUAUUGCAGAAGUGUAUAAUAAUAAUAUUAAAUAAACAAGUAAUACAGUCCGAA